Molecule: messenger RNA, 270 nt
Organism: Spirometra erinaceieuropaei
Lineage: Eukaryota; Metazoa; Platyhelminthes; Cestoda; Diphyllobothriidea; Diphyllobothriidae
Source: the annotation of a GenBank genome assembly
AUGAGAUUCCGUCUGUCUCACCGGGGAGGCAAAUUCGUCACCAGCAUCACCUUCUACGAUCCGCCGAUAGCCAGUCCCGACGCCGCAAGAGACAAAUUCUCCGUGGACCUGCACGCCCUCCUAGCGACUGUGUCGAAGUCGGAUAAGUUGAUUGUCCUUGGUGACUUUAAAGCCCGCGUUGGCAUAGACCAUGCUGCCUGGAGAGGAGCUCUGGGUCGCCAUAACCUCGACAGCUCCAAUGGCAAUGGCCUGCUCCUUCUACGAACCUGA